AUGCUGUAUCAUAACAUAAGGUUUUCUGAUAAAGAAAAUGCUUUGAAACAAAAUCAAGUUAAUAAUUCGAAGUCAAACGCCUUGACCACAAAAUCAAGGAAUAUACCUAGUAAUUCAGAAAAUGCCUUCAACAUUCGAUCCAAUGCUAAGCAAAUAAAUCAGACAGCUGGAAAUAGGGGUCCUAUAGCGAGGGUUCCAUUGGGUGGCAAAGAUCAAAAUAAGGCCAUUCCUUCAUUGCUGAGGUCGCAAUCGAGCUUGAAUGCUGGAGAAAACAAGCAGCAAAGAAAGAAAAUAUUACUCCCAAAAGCGCCUUCUUUAUCAAAAGCCAACUCUUCGUUGGGAUUUGUUCAUCGUAGUAACCCAUCCACAGGUGAAAGCUCAUAUAAACCACAACAGAACAACAAAAAGCUAGCAGAUAUUAAUAAAAGUAUUUUCAGCCUGGAUAAUGCACAAAGGUCUAAAGAAUUAGUACAACCCCAAGAUACGGACUCCUUGAAAAAACAUAUAACGGAUGCCCCGACUACACCUAUAGGAUCACCUUCGCUUCCAUCCACAAUCACUCCGAAGACCCAGUUGCUUGAUGCAUCAAAUAUACCACACCGGGAUUUAAAUCGAAAUAAUGUAGAUCCAAUUAAACGGGACAUCAAGAAAAGCAUAAAAAUUAGUGAACAGAAUCAACAAGCUGAGAUCAAGAAAUCCUUUCAAAUACAUCAAGAUUUGAUUGAAGAUGAAGACAGUAUAGAAUACGCGCCAAUUAAAGGUCCAUCUGUACCUUACAGGCCAGAUGACAUGGAUUCAUUGACAGAAACGGAUCUAGAACUUUUCUCGAAGCCAAAUGGAAUUACGUUAACCGAACAGAAUGAACAUGAAUACCCUGAGAUAUAUAAGAACGAAAUGGAUUUGAAUUUCCAAGAAAUAAACCUUGAUGAUCCAAGGAAUUUUUCGUUCGAAUACGAUGAGCAAGGCAUUGAAGCUGAUGAAAAGGUUGACGAAGAUACGAAGAAUAUUGGAUUAAAUGUAGAUGAAUUAAAUGAUUUGUUGGACUUUUAA
Molecule: messenger RNA, 1050 nt
Organism: Debaryomyces fabryi
Lineage: Eukaryota; Fungi; Ascomycota; Pichiomycetes; Serinales; Debaryomycetaceae
Exons: 1
Coding region: 1-1050 (349 amino acids)
Source: RefSeq, a predicted model, not a curated record